Messenger RNA from Clonostachys rhizophaga, 1248 nucleotides. Lineage: Eukaryota; Fungi; Ascomycota; Sordariomycetes; Hypocreales; Bionectriaceae. The record is from the annotation of a GenBank genome assembly.
AUGACUGCCGUGGUCGUCUUCGGGACAUGCGACACCAAGUUUGAAGAGCUUGUCUUUCUCAAGAACGCUAUCCGAGAACGCAACAGGGGUGGCACGACUCGUUUAGUUGAUGUCGGAUGGCGGGAUUGCGAGCAUGAAGAGAUUGAUUUCUCUCGUUCGAACUUGAUAAAGAAGUAUGGCAACAGGGCCGAUACCUCUCAAAUGCCACGUUCUGAGCUGAUUUCAUACAUGGCUCAGUGCGCAGCUGGCCUUCUGGAAGAACUCUACAAGGAACAAUCACUUCAUGGGGUCGUUGCCGCGGGCGGCUCGGGAGGCACGGUGUUGGCCUCCAAGGCGUUCAGAAGUGCCUUGCCAAUUGGGUUCCCCAAGCUCAUUGUGUCUACGGUAGCCAGCGGAGAUACCAGCGUCCUUGUUGGUGAGUCGGAUGUGACGCUCAUGUACUCGGUGGUGGAUGUUGCCGGAAUGAAUCGCCUGUUGGCUGGGAUCCUAGCGAACGCUGCGGGAAGCAUCUCGGGAAUGGCGGCGGCGUAUAAAGCCCGCAGCGAACUACUACCGCAAUCUGAAUCCAGUCUCAAAAAGCGUGUUGGUAUCACCAUGUUUGGCGUCACGACUCCAGCGGUGAACGCCAUCAAGAAGCAUUUGGACUCAUCCCAGCAAAUCGAGACCUACAUCUUUCAUGCCACGGGUCAUGGGGGUAAAUCGAUGGAAAGGCUAGUCACCGAAGGCCAGCUUGAUGCAGUCCUGGAUCUCACGACUACUGAGGUGUGUGACCUGGUGACAGGAGGCAUCAUGGCUGCAGCCCCUGAGCGCUUUGAUGCAGCAAUCCAAGCCGAGAUACCCACGAUCAUAUCCCUAGGGGCCUUGGAUAUGUCCAACUUUGGGCCGAAAGCUGAUAUUCCCGAAAAAUACCGUGAGCGUAAUUUGUAUGAACACAACAGUCUAACAACCCUUAUGCGUACAUCGGAGGAAGAGAGUGCGGAAAUAGGCAGCUUCAUAGCCAAGAAGCUAACGGGCACCAAGACACCUGAGAAGACCCAGGUUUGGAUUCCUCUGGGGGGAGUCAGCAUGCUUUCCACCCCUGGCGGGGUUUUCGAAGACCGCCACGCUGAUCAGAUAUUAUUUAAUACGAUCAAGGAAGAACUUCGAGAUAGCGGGAUCAAGACCGUGGAAGAUCAACGAGAUAUCAACGAUCCGGGGUUUGCAAAAGAUAUCGCGAACGCUCUCAUAUCAUUGCUGCAACUGAAUUGA